CUUGUUCACGAUUUGUCAGUGUUCCAUUCCGUCUACGGACGUCUGUCAUCAUCAGCCAUCAGAGACGAAAAAUGGAUUAGUUUGGUUUUAUUGUCUGCGCAGAGUGACAACUUGUUUAGUAGUCGUGUCGGGGUCAUUUCCGAGAAGUGACCUCUCUGAAGCUGGUUGGGCUGUGGCGUAGAAAGCAAGCCAUAGACCGUAGAGUACACCGAUCGUAGAUUGUCGUGACGAAAUCGGACAAACAAAUCUACACAUCCAAGAUGACGAAUAUGAGGCCACCGAGCAAAAAUGUACUACUGAAGGUAGUAAUUCUAGGCGAUGGCGGGGUAGGUAAAAGUUGCCUAAUGAAUCGGUUUGUGUCGAACUUUUUCGAUGCAAACAGUUUCCACACCAUCGGGGUGGAGUUCCUCAACAAGGACAUCCAGGUGGAUAACGAACGAUUCACGCUGCAGAUUUGGGACACCGCCGGCCAGGAACGCUUCAAGGCCCUGCGAACUCCCUUCUACCGGGGCUCGGACAUCUGCCUGUUGGCGUACGCGGUGGACGACAAAUCCAGCUUCCGUGCGCUCAUCCAGUGGCGCGAAGAAUUCCUCAAAUACUACGACGUCAAAGCGGACCGCUUUCCGUUCAUCGUGGUCGGAACGAAAAGUGACAUCCCGGUGGCCCAGCGGCAGGUCACGGCCGAGGAGGUGUCCGAGUGGUGCCAGGAGCAUCACGUGGCCGCGUUUAUCGAAACUUCGGCCAAAUCGUCGGAGAACGUGUACGAAGCGUUUGCGCUGGCCGUCAAGCAGUGGCAAAAGCUGGAGAAGUGUACGGAACGGGAGCUGCGCGCCCAAGGCCACGACACGAUCGAUCUGACCAAGGGGGUGAAUUUGAGCGCGAAUACGAGCCGGUUUUGCUGCAUCGGAGGAAACGUGGGCAGUGGACAUCCCGUGCCGGACGACGACGAUUAUCCGAAUUAAUGAAGGCAACGAUGAAGACACAACAUAUUUUUUGUAAGAAACGCGUGACUGCUGGUCGUGAAAUCGUCGACAUGUGAUAAGUGAUGAAUACACACACACAAAAGAUACCCAGAAUGAUUAGGGAGGGCGGGAGUAGUGAGGGCAAAAAUUGGUAAGAUAUAUUAUACUCCAAUAUUUUUUAUAUCAAGGCAUGUUUACACACAUCUUCCCCAGUCAGAAUAAUAAACGAUUCUCAGCUUUUAAACACGACAAAACACACACACACAAACAAGCUCUGUUUGAGCACCUGCUGCUGUCAGGCUGCUUAGGCUGAGGUAAAAUCAAUUGUAAGUGUGCAAAGAGCACUCCACACGCAGCAAACGAAUUGGGGAAGAAUCUAACGCACUCAGAUUUGAAUCGCGACUACAAGCAUUGGCAAGGAAUGUCACAAUCAAACAUAUGCAGGCCAUAUAUAGAGUAAACGAAGAAACGAAAAAAAAAUAUUGUAACAAUUCAAUUUUACCAUUCCGCACCUUUAAUUUUCUUUGUUGCAGACGAACUGCCCUCGUUGCGGUUAUUGGUACAAAUUGAUAGUUUAAAUGUAAAAUCAGUCAACUGCUUUGCACACAUUCCAGAAUACGUAGAUCUUUAAUUUGAAGAAAGCAAUAGAAAUGAGAUUACUCCACUCUGCAAUGAGGUUUCAACCGUGCUAAACAACUCUGCUAGGAACCAACUGCUUGAUGUCGCCUUUGUUGCAUUCCACUUUAUGUUUAUACUUUUGUUAUUUACAUGUUUAUUUAGACGUAUUUACACUCUGCUCCUUGUUUACAAUCACCGUAAUAGACAAAAUGACUAGUUUUGUGUGACUUUUCUGGCACCGCUCUAAACACUCCUUUUUUUCGGUGGGGGAAGUUUUAAUAUUUUUCACACACCGUCGUCACCCGCAAAUUACUGUAUUACUCCGAAUCGGAAGCAGACAAGUUUCACGAUGUGCUUGCAUACAGAAGCAUGGUACUACAACCAAUACUAAUCAUUAGGCCUUUUAUUGCAAAAUAGGUACUUGCUGCACUCGCGUUGAUUGGCUCCGAUCAGAUUCAACAACACAAUUCUCGUAGCUCAUGUGAAGCAGCGUAAUUAAUUUAUAACAAAUUUGUAAGAUAAGCGAGAUUUUGUUUUACAAUAUAUUUAAAAAUCAAUUUAACAAUAAAAUAGUUUCACCGUAA
Messenger RNA from Culex quinquefasciatus (southern house mosquito), 2164 nucleotides. RefSeq names its product ras-related protein Rab-9B (gene Rab9). The coding region runs from base 261 to 962 and encodes 233 amino acids. Lineage: Eukaryota; Metazoa; Arthropoda; Insecta; Diptera; Culicidae. The transcript has 4 exons. Gene Ontology annotation, cellular component: lysosome; phagocytic vesicle; late endosome. The record is from RefSeq and is a predicted model, not a curated record. Gene Ontology annotation, molecular function: GTPase activity; GTP binding. Gene Ontology annotation, biological process: retrograde transport, endosome to Golgi.